AUGGAUGAUGACCAACAAAUGCCAGACCUUGAAACGCCACUAAUUUCAGACUCACAAGAAAAGGGUAUUGAGUUGAAAGGACUAUUCAGUAAAGAUGAUAUUCUUGCAGAAGCGAAAAAGCAAUUGUGGCUGGCAGGGCCUCUGAUGUUCGUCAAUUUACUGUUGACUCUAAUUCAAACAAUUUCAGUCAUGUUUGUCGGUCAUGUUGGAGAGCUAGCUCUUUCCGGUGCUUCCAUGGCCGCCUCCUUUGCUUCAGUUUUCGGAUUUAGUCUGCUGAUCGGAUUGUGUGGUGCACUAGACACUUUCUGCGGUCAGGCCUAUGGAGCAAAGCAGUACCAUAUGGUUGGCAUCCACACACAGAGAGCCAUGUUUGUCCUACUACUCGUCUGCAUUCCUCUUGCUUGUUUGUGGGCUAAUGCAGGACAUAUUCUUGCAUUUUUCGGGCAAGAUCCAGAAAUAUCAGCCGAAGCUGGGGUAUAUGCACUUUACAUGAUACCUACAAUUUUCCCUUAUGCACUGCUCCAAUGCCAAUUCAAGUUCCUGCAAACACAAAAUAUUGUCAUUCCUAUGAUAUUAACCUCAGGAGUCACAACGCUGCUUCACAUACCUACAUGCUGGACUCUGGUAUCUAAAUUGGGUCUUGGAAAUAAGGGUGCUGCAUUGGCUAACGCCAUUUCUUAUUGGAUCAAUGACUUGUUCCUAGCACUAUACGUGAAAUAUUCGCCUUCUUGUAAGAGCAGCUGGGCAGGCUUUUCAAAAGAGGCAUUCAAAGAUGUCUCAAAUUUCUUGAGUAUCGCAGUUCCUUCAGCCAUCAUGAUCUGCUUGGAGAUUUGGUCAUUUGAACUGAUGGUCCUUUUAGCCGGUCUUCUUCCAAAUCCUGUAAUUGAAGCAUCUGUUCUGUCAAUUAGCCUGAACACGAAUACCAUGGUCUACAUGUUACCACUUGGACUUGGCUGCGCAAUAAGUGUAAGAGUGGCAAACGAAUUGGGUGCCGGGCGUCCACUGGCUGCUCGAUUGGCUGUUUGGGUUGCGGUAGUCAUGGUUGCAUUUGAAAGCAUUAUGGUGGCUGCGAUAAUGAUCUUGGGGCGCAGAAUCUGGGGCUACUGCUUCAGCAGCGAAGAAAGAGUGGUGAAAUAUGUAGCAGACAUGAUGCUAUUACUUGCUGUAACACACUUGUUGGAUGGAAUUCAAUCUGUGCUAAAUGGCAUUGCUAGAGGAUGUGGUUGGCAAAAGAUCGGUGCAAUCAUCAAUUUGGGAGCUUAUUACCUGAUUGGUAUUCCUUUGGGUGUAUUUUUAGCUUUUGUCCACCAUAUGGGAGGGAAGGGUCUCUGGACUGGUAUAAUAGCUGCUGUAUUUUCACAGACGAUGUUCCUUCUGAUCGCUACAGUACGUGCUAAUUGGCAGGCGGAGGCAAAGAAGGCAUCUGCUAGAGUUUUGGACUCACAAAUCGCGAGUCAUCAGGCACCAUAAUAUUAAACACCCAGAGAGAG
This is a messenger RNA of Coffea eugenioides, 1490 nucleotides long. RefSeq names its product protein DETOXIFICATION 16-like. Bases 1 to 1470 code for a protein of 489 amino acids. The transcript has 8 exons. Lineage: Eukaryota; Viridiplantae; Streptophyta; Magnoliopsida; Gentianales; Rubiaceae. Gene Ontology annotation, cellular component: membrane. Gene Ontology annotation, biological process: xenobiotic detoxification by transmembrane export across the plasma membrane. The record is from RefSeq and is a predicted model, not a curated record. Gene Ontology annotation, molecular function: xenobiotic transmembrane transporter activity; antiporter activity.